AGUGAAGUUGAAGUCGUCUUCAAUUACUCACUACCUCGAUGCAUAAAAUCAUAUGAAGAUUACUGCAGACCAGAAGCUAUACGUUUAUUUUAGCGAUGAAUCAGUUCUUUGUUCAUCGAACGAAAAAUAAUCGUUCGACCUGCCGUGCACCAUUUAUUUAAGUCUCACGUCGAGGUCUGCCCACUCUAUUGCACAAUAAUGUUUUACAUGUAUACCUAUAACGUAUAGCUUCAUUCUUUGGUUUAUCAUAGUUAUAACUGCGGUAUAUAAAUACACACAAAGUCAGGGAAAAUAAAUUAUCCAUCGAAGCAAGCUAGUAAUGUCUAAUCCAUGUAUAUUCUCUUUGUCAAGUUUAAAACAUAUACAUAGUUUUCUCUCUCUCUCUCUCUUUCUCUCUUCAUCUCUCUCUCUCUCUCUCUCUUUAAGUAUAAGCUUAUUUAUAGAUCUUCACAUAACAUCUCCGUAGAAGCUCUACACGUCUAUUGCUUACUAUCCAAUUCUUGGUAUUAGAGAUGUUUCCUAACCCACUUUGUUUUUAUUUUGCAACUCAUGUACUCAAAUUUUGCGAACGUCAUAUUAACGUCAAGUUUUAUUGCAAGUUCGCGUAGUAUUAGUGUCGAUAAAGUGAGCGGAAGUGUGUCCGAGUGCGUUACGAGUUAAAUAUUUACGGAAUUUUCUGAGUUAAAACUGCUGUUGCAUACACUGCUGUGCGUGAAAAUAUCGGCUCUUCGAUAGUGUGUAAACAUUAAAAUGUCAGGCUGCUUUUUUUAUGAAUCGAUACGUUUACCCAUUGAUCAAAAUGAACAGUCGGAAAUACUUAAGGGAACAGAGUUUAUAAGAGUUUCCAAAUUUUAUCCAGAAUGUAAACAAGGAAAAUUCAUAAGUUAUAUUCACGAAGACGUCCGAACAUUGUACGAUGCUUUUCGAAAGGGUACCAAAGAGUCAAACAACGGACCUUGUUUAGGCUGGAGGAACGGCCCGUUGAAGACAUACCAGUGGUUGAAUUACAACGAAACUCUUCUGCGAGCCAAGAACUUCGGUUCCGGCCUAAUCGCGUCAGGUCUUCAACCUGGUCCUCAAACCCUAGUUGGCCUCUACAGCCAAAAUCGACCAGAAUGGAUCCUCACAGAACAAGCUUGCUACACGUAUUCGCUAGUCGUAGUUCCUUUGUACGAUACUCUCGGGCCAGAUGCCUGCGCGUACAUAAUAAACCAGGCUGAGAUAACUCUGGUCGUUGUCGAGGACGAGAAAAAAUGCAACUUGAUUCUGGACAAGGCCCCAAGAUGCCUUCGAAAACUAGUGGUGAUAAACCCAGUGAAGAGUUCAACCAUGCAAAGAGCCAAAAGCAGGGGAAUCACUGUGGUGAGUUUCGAGGACGUGGAACGUCUCGGCGCGCAGAAGAAUCAUCCAGAAAUGCCACCACGAUACACAGAUCUCUGUACGAUCUGUUACACGUCCGGUACCACUGGUUUUCCAAAAGGUGUCAUGUUGACCCACCAGAAUGUUAUGGCAGGAAUUUGCGCGGUUUUGCUUCAGCUGGGCGAAUACAAGCUCACGGCCAAAGAUUCGAUGAUCAGCUUCCUACCUUUGGCUCACAUGCUGGAAAGAUGCUGCGAGAACGGAAUGUACAUGGUCGGUGGUUCCGUCGGUUUCUACAGCGGCGACAUCAAGAAGCUGUCAGAAGACAUGAAGCUGUUGAAGCCGACGUUUAUGCCGGCUGUGCCCAGACUUUUGAAUCGUCUUUACGACAAGGUUCAGGCAGAGCUGGACAACUCGUGCUGCAAGCGCACGAUAUUUACCAUGGGACUGUCAUCGAAAGCGUCUGACGUAAGGAGAAGUAUUAUAAGGAAAAAUACCAUUUGGGAUAGCUUAGCUUUCAAAAGGAUCCAAGAAGACAUGGGAGGAAGAGUUCGACUGAUGAUCGUUGGCUCAGCACCUUUGGCUGGGAACGUCCUCACGUUCACCAGAUGCGUCCUGGGCUGCAUAGUUCUGGAAGGCUACGGUCAGACGGAAUGUUCGGCGCCGAUUACGUUAACAGUGCAGGGGGAUCAUACACCAGAACACGUGGGUCCACCCGUAGCUUGCUGUUGCAUCAAACUGGUCGAUGUGCCGGAAAUGGAAUACUAUUCCGCCGACAACAAAGGAGAAAUUUGCGUAAAAGGUGCAAACGUGUUCGCGGGUUACUUCAAGAAUCCUGAAAAAACAGCUGAAGCUAUCGAUGAACAUGGAUGGCAUCACACCGGAGACAUCGGGAUGUGGCUUGGGAAUGGGACCCUGAAAAUCAUCGACCGUAAGAAGCACACUUUCAAGCUGUCCCAAGGCGAGUACAUCGUUCCGGAAAAAAUCGAAAACAUCUACACCAAGAGCCAGUACGUUCACCAGAUAUUUGUGCACGGAGAAUCGCUGAAAUCGUGCAUCGUCGCGGUAGUUGUGCCGGAGGUGGACGUCGUCAAGUGUUGGGCCCUGGAGAACAAAAUUGUCGGGACUUUGAGUGUGCUCUGCGCCAAUCCGGAAAUUAAAAAGCUCAUCCUCAACGACAUACUGUCUUGGGGAAAACAGGCCGGACUUAAAUCUUUCGAACAAGUGAAAGACAUCUAUCUUCAUCCAGAUCCAUUUUCCGUUACGAACGGCCUGUUAACUCCUGCGCUAAAGGCGAAGCGUCCACAAUUGAAAGCGUACUUUAAACCACAGUUAGAAGACCUUUAUCAGCACUUAGAUUAACUUUUGUGUACUAAAAACUCAUCAUAGUAUUAGCCGAACAAAAAUCUAUGAAAUAUGCUUCGAUUAAAAAAAAAAGUAAAACACGCAGAAAUCUUGAAUAACUGAAAAAUAUGUUAGAGCUAUUAAUUCGAAUGAAUAAAAUUUAAUACGUUAGUAUCAUAAUUACAAAAA
Molecule: messenger RNA, 2892 nt
Organism: Nasonia vitripennis (jewel wasp)
Lineage: Eukaryota; Metazoa; Arthropoda; Insecta; Hymenoptera; Pteromalidae
Product: long-chain-fatty-acid--CoA ligase 1
Exons: 8
Coding region: 751-2721 (656 amino acids)
Biological process (GO): long-chain fatty acid metabolic process
Cellular component (GO): endoplasmic reticulum; membrane
Molecular function (GO): long-chain fatty acid-CoA ligase activity
Source: RefSeq, a predicted model, not a curated record